AUGAGUGCACGUUUCACUGCUGAACAUGAUUCAGAAGAGGAAGUGGAGGAGGUAUCAGAAGAAGAGAUCGGGGAGGAAUACAACCCAGAGCAUGAUGCAUCAUCUUCGGGAGAAGAAGUCCCUCAAGCUGAAAGAGAGACUUUCUUGUCAAAAAACAGCAAAAUCACAUGGUCCUCCUCAGCGUAUGAAAAACAGGGCAGGAUGGCAGCACAAAACGUCAUGAAGAUGGCCCCGGGACCCACCAGGUACGCCGUUUCCCAUGCCCGUGACAUUCCCUCCACAUUCUACCUGUUCAUCACACCAGCAAUCGAAAAAAUAAUCCUGGAGAUGACAAAUCUGGAGGGUUUUCGAAAAUAUGGAGACAGCUGGAAGAGGAUGGAUGAGACCGACCUGCAUGCCUACAUAGGGCUGCUAAUCUUAGCAGGUGUGUACAGGUCCCGAGGUGAGGCUGCAGCCAGUCUCUGGGAUGCAGAGAGUGGAAGGGCAAUUUUCCGCGCCACGAUGCCACUCAAACUCUUUCACACUUACUCAAGACUGCUACGAUUUGAUAACCGUGAGUCAAGACCCGCAAGACGUGUGACGGACAAACUGGCAGCCAUAAGAGAAGUCUGGGACAAGUGGGUGGAGCGGCUGCCAUACCUGUACAACCCUGGGCAUGAAGUAACAGUGGGUGAGCAACUGGUUCCAUUCAAAGGUUGUUGUCCUUUCCGGCAGUAUAUGCCAAGCAAGCCAGCAAAAUAUGGGAUCAAGAUGUGGGUGGCCUGCGAUGCCAAAUCCAGCUACGCUUGGAGGAUGCAAGUGUUCACCGGAAAACUGACCCGCGGAGGCCCAGAGAAGAACCAGGGGAUGCGGGUUGUGCUUGAUGUGACAGAGGGACUGAGGGGUCACAGUGUCACAUGUGACAGUUUUUUCACCUCUUAUGAACUCGGACAGCAGCUCUUGAAGAGGAAGAUCACCCUGGUCGGCACAGUUCGUAAAAACAAGCCUGAGCUCCCGCCUGCACUGCUUGAAUCAAAGGGGAGACAGGUCUUCUCUUCAAAGUUUGCCUUCACGCCCACCACCACUCUAGUUUCCUACCUUCCAAAGAAAAACAAGAAUGUGGUCCUUCUGAGCACACUGCACACAGAGGCGGACAUUAGUGAUCGUGAGGACAGGAAGCCAGCCAUCAUUCUUGACUAUAACCGCAGCAAAGGUGGCGUGGACAACCUAGAUAAGGUGAUUGGAACGUACAGCUGCAGAAGGAUGACUGCCCGCUGGCCCCUGGUCAUCUUCCACAACAUCAUUGAUGUUUCCUCCUACAAUGCCUUUGUGAUAUGGAGGGAGAUCAACCUUACCUGGAUGCCUGGUAAGAAGAACAGGAGGCGGGUGUUCCUGGAGCAACUGGGAAAGGCACUUGUAACUCCGUACAUCGAAAGAAGGAAGCAUCUCCCCUGCACAGAAGACUCUGCAGCAGUUGUAAAAGCUGUUCAGAGUCGAUCUCGUGAUCAACCUGAGGGUCCAGUUGCCCCAGCCACUGCCCCUGCCACAUCCCCAGCCACUGCCCCAGCCACUGCCCCAGCCACGUCCCCAGCUACGUCCCCAGCCACUUCCCUAGCCACUGCCCCAGCCACGUCCACAGCCGGGGCAAGUAAGAGGAAGAGGUGUCAGUUCUGCCCACCAAAGAAGGACUGUAAGACACAAACUGUGUGCUGCAGGUGUCAAACAUAUAUCUGCAAAGGCUGUGCACUUGUAUACUGCCCUACAUGUGCAAAUUAGUUGACUAAAUUAUGUUGCUUGGUUCACAUGUUCACAUUUUUUGUUU
This is a messenger RNA of Myripristis murdjan (pinecone soldierfish), 1801 nucleotides long. Its product is annotated as piggyBac transposable element-derived protein 4-like. The record is from RefSeq and is a predicted model, not a curated record. The transcript is spliced from 2 exons. NCBI's taxonomy places the organism in Eukaryota, Metazoa, Chordata, Actinopteri, Holocentriformes, Holocentridae. Bases 1 to 1755 code for a protein of 584 amino acids.